This is a messenger RNA of Drosophila simulans, 1089 nucleotides long. RefSeq lists its product as uncharacterized. The transcript has 4 exons. The coding region runs from base 182 to 1078 and encodes 298 amino acids. Lineage: Eukaryota; Metazoa; Arthropoda; Insecta; Diptera; Drosophilidae. The record is from RefSeq and is a predicted model, not a curated record.
GCAAUUUGUUGCACAAGCGUAUAGUGGUCGGCGAAAUAAGUUGGAUUGCAUUGAAGUAUUUGUGAGCUCCUUAAUAAUUUGCUAAUAAUUGACAAGGAAGUGAAAAGUAAUUCUACAAGUGAAGUACUCUUCGCCAAGCUAAACACUUCAUACAAAACUUAAAACUUUUUCCUCAGAUAAGAUGUCAGAAUACAACAUGAGCCACAUGGUGCGACCCCAGGGAUUCAGCUUGGAGGAGCUGCGUCAGGCUUUGAGUCGAUCGGCGAUUCGGGAGCAAUGCUACUUUAUUUAUGCCACCGGCAAUAUUUUGGAGAUUAUAUCUGGAUUUGAUGAACUGCUCAACCAGGAGGUAAUCCAAUUCGGAGCCGAUAAACUGGCUGCGGUGUAUGUAUGCGGUUUGAUGGUUUAUCUACUCCGUCAUGAGGACACUUCGGCGACCCAGGUGAAGAGAACUCUCUUCCUGCAAAAUUGCUUCAAUUAUAUGGCAUGCACCGAGGAAAGCCAUAUCCACCAGAUAUGCGUCCAUAUCCUGGGCCUCUUCAAUAUCCAGAGUUCGAGCACAAUGCUCAACCUGAUCCUCGGCUGCCGCGUGGCCAGUCCACUGUCCACAAUGGCCAACGUAGUGGCUAACUGUCUGUUCUGGGCCAUGUUGGAUCAUAUGUCGGACUUGGGCCUGGACUUGCACCGUUUGCGUCCGGCUAACACACUGCUGCUCGUCGUCGCCGUGGUGAAGCCGCAUAUUUAUGUAAUAUCCUAUCUGCAUUCCCUGCACCUGGUGGUCCGUUUAAUAUCCAGCAUCCUGCUGAUCGGACCAUUCAGUGUCCAGGGCCAGCAACUGUGCCAGGAGACCGGCGUGCCCGAGGAUUUUAUGAAACUGGCCAGGGAAGAUUGCUCGAUAUUAGUUCGCUGGCUAAUCGCCAUUGUUGAUGAGCUGCGUCCCCUGAUGGUGGAGAACAACGAUUUGGGGCAUCUGCAUGAGCGCCUGGUGCUCUUGGAGUCCAUUUGUGAGCUUAUGCAACUCUUGCAUGGCCACUUGGUUAAGUUUUAUCAAGGCAAAAUUGCCACACAAUGCAAGUAGUAGCAAGGAAU